AUGCAACACUACAUUGGAGAGAUAGCGGUGGUACAACACAAAAGAGACAUUACCAGCAAGAGGCGAGCAGCAGCUCGAAGAUACAGAGAGGAGUUUUGUCAACAACAACCUGUUUCUGCCACUAAACACAACAUGGAGCAAUCUGGCCUUUAUCGCUUACCGCCAGAAAUACUUCUUCUGGUAGGUGCCAACCUCACCGGCUCAAGUACCUUGUCAUUGCAGGCAUCUUCGCGGAGAUUCCGCCUUAUCAUUGGCGCCUCGACCGCCAGGGAGGCCAACCAGAGGUCCUCGAAAAGGUUUUUGAACUACCUAAAGAACGAUAAAUUCGCCCGGGACUGUGCAAGUGAGCGCAGGUUGUGGCACAAUAAAGAUCUGAAGGGAUGUUCUGGCUGCCGGAAGGAGCACCCUACCAACUUUUUCUCGCCGGAAGAGUUGUCCAAACCACCGGAAGCCCGCAACUGUAUAGGCAGGACGAAGGUAUUAAGAGCCUGUGACCACAAAAGCCUGACCUUCACCGAGAUGGAGAACAUAACAAAGAGAAUGGCCCAAAAUGGUCAACGUGGACGCCCGAUUUGCAGCGCGCCGGAGCAUUCGGACAGAUUGAGAGAACGGAAACCAUGGCUUACAAGAGUUGCAUCUGAAGAGUACUGGUAUGGCAUAACCCAUCAGUAUCUACUCUUCAAAACCCUGAGAGACCAAAUUGUAGCCAUGGGCCCGUUACACAACGUUCUGGCUAGACUGAACAUACAGAUAUGUCCGCAUUCUCUUUCUAGUGUGCCAAAUCUUUUCAAGUUGACGCAGCCCUACGACAACUAUGUCCUUUACGAUAAGGACUUUGAAGCAAGGCCUGGGUCAAAACAUCUGAGAUCAUCUUGCGAGACUCCUAACUGCUAUACAUUCUUCAGCUUAUACGUGGACUAUAUCCAUGGAGGCAAAAACAUGGUUCGCAUUUUUCUCUAUGUCCACCGCGCUUUCUCGAUCUCCGAAGGCGCCAACGAUCCAACGUGGCUGGAACAAACACUGCUUCAAUAA
This is a messenger RNA of Aplosporella prunicola CBS 121167, 1032 nucleotides long. RefSeq lists its product as uncharacterized. The transcript has a single exon. Bases 1 to 1032 code for a protein of 343 amino acids. The record is from RefSeq and is a predicted model, not a curated record. Lineage: Eukaryota; Fungi; Ascomycota; Dothideomycetes; Botryosphaeriales; Aplosporellaceae.